AUGCAGGUGGUAGGAGAUAAUCAAACACCAUCAAGUCAGGAAAAGACCACAAUACUUAGAACCUGGAAAAUAACAAAUACCGGGUUAAAAGAAAUCAAAAAAGUUUUUUUAAAGGAGGGUCAAACUGCUGAAGAAAUUAAUAUGGGAGCGUUUUUAGACAAACCAAUAACUAAAAAAUCAAAUGAUCAUGGUGAAGGUCAAGGUAUGAGGUAUGGUAUGGCAUCAAUGCAAGGAUGGAGAGUUGAUAUGGAGGAUGCUCAUGAUGUUCAGAUAGCCAUAUCAAAUGAACCACCUUUUGAUAAAUGGUCUUUUUUUGCCGUUUUUGAUGGUCAUGCUGGACCAAAUGCUGCUAAACAUGCUGCUGAAAAUUUAUUAAAAAUUAUUAUGGAAACUCCAGAAUUUGAGAAAUUACUUCAACAUUUAAAAGAUAACGGUGGUGCUAUAGACAAUGAAACUAGAGAACUUAUUGGAAAGGGUUUGAUUAAUGGAUUUUUAAGGCAUGAUGAAAUAUUACAUAAUCAACCUAAACCUGAAAGUAGUGGGACGACAGCAAUAGCUGCUAUUGUUACUCCAGAAUAUGUCUUCCUUGUAAAUUUAGGAGACUCUCGAGCUAUUUUUUGUAAAAAAAAUUCUGAAGUUAUUGCUACAGAAGACCACAAACCAUACAAUGAAAAAGAGAAAGAAAGAAUUGUCAAAGCUGGUGGUAAUGUUAUGAUAUCUCGUGUUAAUGGAGCUUUGGCUGUCUCUAGAGCAUUUGGAGAUUUUGAAUAUAAAAAUGUUCCUAAUCUUUCGUCAACGGAACAAUUAGUUUCUCCAGAACCAGAUGUUUAUGAAGUUAAGAGAGAUGAAAAUAUGGAUGAAUUUUUUGUUCUAGCAUGUGAUGGAAUUUAUGAUGUAAUGACUAAUGAAGAAUUGGCAGAAAUAGUAAGAGAAAGACUUGUGGCAGAGGAUGAUUUAAGAGUUGUUACAAAUCAAGUUCUUGAUUAUGCUCUAUCAAAAGGAUCACGUGAUAAUAUGACAUUAAUUCUCGUCACCUUGGAACAAGCCUCAUCAGUUAAUGAAGAAAUAGCAGAAAAAGAGAAACAAUGGGUAGAAAAGUUAAAUAUUGUUAUCAAAGAAACCAUAACAGAAUUAAAAAGUGAAUGUGAAGAUGGUGAAAAGGUCUGUCUUGAAGUUGCUGUUCGCAAGGUAAAUAAAUCUGAUGUCAUUAAAGAUGCUCCAAUAAAUAAUGUCACUUAUCAUACAAGAUAUUAUGUUGAUAAGGUUCUCAAUGAAUUUUAUGAUGGCAACCGUUAUGAAAGUGAAGAAAAUGAGGAAAAAAGUAAUUAG
Molecule: messenger RNA, 1329 nt
Organism: Strongyloides ratti
Lineage: Eukaryota; Metazoa; Nematoda; Chromadorea; Rhabditida; Strongyloididae
Product: Protein phosphatase 2C (PP2C)-like domain-containing protein
Exons: 1
Coding region: 1-1329 (442 amino acids)
Biological process (GO): protein dephosphorylation; negative regulation of stress-activated MAPK cascade
Cellular component (GO): nucleus; cytosol
Molecular function (GO): cation binding; protein serine/threonine phosphatase activity
Source: RefSeq, a predicted model, not a curated record